Erpetoichthys calabaricus (reedfish) is the source of this 3330-nucleotide messenger RNA. RefSeq names its product zinc finger protein 436-like. The transcript is spliced from 3 exons. Gene Ontology annotation, biological process: negative regulation of transcription by RNA polymerase II. Lineage: Eukaryota; Metazoa; Chordata; Cladistia; Polypteriformes; Polypteridae. Gene Ontology annotation, molecular function: DNA-binding transcription repressor activity, RNA polymerase II-specific. The record is from RefSeq and is a predicted model, not a curated record. Bases 786 to 2741 code for a protein of 651 amino acids.
AGCCGUGCGUGGCGGUAGCUCGCUAGUGGCGUCAUCAUCGCGCACCGUACCGGGAGGAUCGCGUUCGACUCUCAAAUGCAGAAAGACCUACGAUGGGUGUUUGAUGGAUCGAGUUUAAAGGAACGCGCUUUUGAAAAAGCCAUCAAAGGGUGAAAUUGAAUGUUUACUGCUAUGUACAUCACUUUGAAGAUGACAGGACAUCUUGAAACAUGGUCAGAUAUAGAGCUUUCAGUACUGGAGACCGCUGCACCAAUCAAAUAACACAAAAACAGAUGCAAGGUCUAAAGCGUUGUUGAUCAGCUCCUCAAAUGAUGAACCAAGGGUUUUUGCCACAAUUUGUGAUUGGCCGCCACAGAGGGUCAUUUGUCUGGCCACUGGAUGAACAUGGACGAGCACAAUCACGAGGGAUGACUAAACUAUACAAUUAAAACAUUUUGUCUACCAGCUAAUGAGCAACAUUAUGGAUCUGGAUAAAAAAUUCAGAAUCACAGAGAGAAUACUUUUUAUAAAACUGGGGCCAUUAUUGCAAAGAACUUUGAACUUGAAACCAAAAAUUACCUUGUAAGCUAGUAUAUUGAUUUGCUGUUGUAACAGUAACAAUGUUUGUGUUUCUGAUUACAUUAUUUUUUUAUUCUGAUAUCUCACCUGGACAUAUACUGUGAAAACGUUUUUUGGCUAAACACUCUUUAAUAUAUGGAGAAGUCUUUCCAGGAGGAAGAAUAAGUACUCUUCCAUUGGACUACAGUCUUCCGAUGUUAUGCCAGUGAACAACUUUUAAAAUCAUAAUGGAUUUUUCCUUUUAUAAUAAUGGCCCUCAUUGCUCCUAUGCACAAGAGCAAGCAGAAUGUGAAAGCUCUUCAGAUGGAGGGGCAUAUAUUUGCACUGAAUGUGGUGAAGGCUUCACACUGUACCCAGACCUCCAAAACCACAUGAACUUGCAUGUGCAAGAACAGUUGCCUUUCCAGUACAACAGCUAUGUGUUCCCUUCAGUUUUACCAACAACAUCCGUGAAUGCUGAAUAUACCCCUGCCAAUCAGUAUACUCUUCCUGUUCAGUUUACAGUUCAGGAAAAUGGAGUUCUUAGCAUUGUAGACAGACCACCAUUUUAUGAAUGUGUAAUCCCAAAUUCUGAAUCUGAACAACCAAAGGAUAGGGAACAACCAUAUACAGAUAUCACGCAGGGUGAGGUUUACACAGUUCCCUGCACUGAGAUUCAGGAUAUAAACAAAGAGGCAGAGGGGAUAGCUACUAGAACUGAGGGAGAAGUUAGAGAACCAGUCCACUCACAGUUUUCUUGUGAAAGUUGUGGUAAACUAUUCAAUACUCAGCAAAGCAUCCAAAGACACCAACGAUACCACACCUCAGACAAAGGAUACAGAUGCAGAGUAUGUUGCAAAAGUUUCCUGCAACGUGCUGACCUUUGCAAGCAUGUACAAGUACAUGCCCAUGAGAAAUCCUAUGGUUGUGGGAAGUGUGGGAAAAGAUUUAGACAACUAGAAGCACUGAAAGCUCAUCAGGGAAAUCAUCAAAUUUCAGCUAGUGGUUCAGAACAGGGGACUGGAGUUGGUGCUAACAAGAGUGGCUGUUUAGGUUCUGGUGAACACUAUUAUCCUUGUACAGAUUGUGGAUUAAGAUUCUUUUGGUUGUCUGACUUGCAAAACCACCAGUGUACAAAUUCUUCUAAGACACCAUAUUCAUGUGCAUACUGUGACAAGAUUUUCUACAGGUUUAGUGCUUAUAUGGCACAUAGGCAGAUACAUCUUGGCGAACGGCCUUAUGAAUGCACACUUUGUGCCAAGAGCUUUAAACAGAACUCAGAUCUUAAGAGACAUAUAAGGAGCCACACAGGCCUAAAGCCUUAUAAAUGUGUUCUUUGCAGCAAACGGUUUGUUCAACUGACGGAUCUUCGUAGGCAUCAUCGGAUUCAUUGGCACACUGAUGUAGCAAAGUCUUUAGUAGAGCAGAAACAGAACACUUCUCUAGGGUCAUUUGGAGGAUUGGUAAAUGGUGUUAGGAAGGUUGAGAAAACUGGCCGAGUAGUAGUCCCAAGCUCAAAGAAAGGAAACCGCCCAUCUUAUCCUUGCCAGAUUUGUGGGAGAUGUUUUACUCAUUCCAGUAGCUUAAAGCGCCAUGAGCGCUUCCACACAGGAGAGAAACCCCAUCAAUGUUCAGAAUGUGGGAAAGGCUUUGUACAGGGGUCUGAUUUGCGAAAGCAUAUAGAGACCCACUCUCGUCAAAAGAAAAAACACCAAAAGAAAUCUGGUACAGGAGAGGAGUGGUUGCCCUGCCCCGACUGUGGGAAAGUUUUUGUUCAACAUUCCCGUCUAUUAAAUCAUCAGCGAACUCACAAAGCAAGAGGUAACUACAAAUGCACCCACUGUAGGAAAGCCUUCAGCAUGCUAAGUGUUUUCCGAAGGCACCAGAGAUAUCACUUAAAGGAGAGGAGCUUUAAAUGUACAGAGUGCCCACAAAGCUUUCGACAGUCUUCAGACCUAAACCGACAUCUGCGAACACACACUCCUAGAGACAUCCUACAAGCAAACCAGCGGGAAACAAAAAGUUUGCUACAUGCUCCCAACUUGAUACAGCAGACAGAAGGUGAAAAAGACAAUGAAGAUGAGCCUCUUCUGUUUGAAUGUAUGGAUUGUGAUGAGAUGUUUUCAUGCCUACAGACCUUUCUUCAGCACCAGAUGUUUCACCAUCAGAAAGAACUCUCAACGGAAAAUCCUUCAAAUUCCUGAUCAAGACCUGCGUGGAGCCAAGGUGGUUUUUCUAAUAGUACUUAAAGCGUAUAUACAAGUAGUAUUUAAAAAGACACCUGAAAUUGUUGCAGACAUUUGAUCCUGGUUUUUAAAAUAAAGUACUGUGACUCUCCUAAACUUUGUAUAAUUAUGGUGUUUUUGUUAAGAUAGAAAAUAAACUGUAUUUUGAGUACUUGUAGGUAUUUGUAAUAUUGCUACGCAUGAUGUAGAUGCAAUAAUUACUUUUAUAUUGGAUUAUUGCAUUUAAAGUUUAUUCCACAGGAUUUUUGCAAGACUAAUUUUUAUAGAUUGUUUUUAGUGAUCAAAGUCUCUUAGUUGAUUUAAACUGUUAAGAGUCCAAAUAGACACCUUAGUACUUCUCUUGUGAUGAUGGUGUUUACACAUAAGCUUUUUUGCCGUUUCAGCUUGGUUCUAUUUCUAUAUCAGACAUCGGCUAUAUUUCAGUGGCCGGUGACAUCUUUUUAUGAGGCCAAAACAGUUCACUUUGUCAUAAAUAGUUCAUUGUUGCUUCAUUUUUUAAAUUAUUUCCUUUUAAUCAUCACUAAUAAAGAUUUUCAGAUAUAGAAAA